Molecule: messenger RNA, 2520 nt
Organism: Morchella importuna
Lineage: Eukaryota; Fungi; Ascomycota; Pezizomycetes; Pezizales; Morchellaceae
Exons: 7
Coding region: 1-2520 (839 amino acids)
Biological process (GO): carbohydrate metabolic process
Molecular function (GO): alpha-amylase activity; protein binding; cation binding
Source: RefSeq, a predicted model, not a curated record
AUGGAGCAUGAUGAACAUGAGCAUAUUCAGUACCUGCGCGAGAUGUGCAUGUGGGGAAAUGACGGAUUUCCAGAAGAACAGUGCUCUCCAUUCGCCACGAGCAUCUCAACUUCAAGAGCGUAUCAGGACUUUGAAAUCAACAUGCUUGGUCAAGCUUUCAGGAACUCUUUGUUCCUCUAUAUCCUCGCUCUUUUCUCCCUCGUGAUUGACGGGAAACCGCUACUCGAGAAGAGAGCUACUCAGGUUUCGCUCAUUAGCUAUACCUACACAAAUGGCGUUCUUGCUGGAUCUAUUAAUAUUCAAAAUAUCGCAUACACCAAAGUCGUCACAGUUGUCUAUGCCGUUGGCAGCUCAUGGACCUCUACCCAGGUGAUCUCCGCGUCUUACUCUGCAGCCGGUAGCAGUGGUUACGAGACCUGGACCUUUUCGGGAACCGCGACAGGGGCUACCCAGUUCUAUAUCAAAUAUGACGUUAGCGGUAGCAGCUACUACGACCCUGGAAACUCGAUCAACUAUACGAUCAGCACCGCGUCUGCGACCUCCAGCACCAGCUCCACAACUGCAGUAGCUUCCUCCUCCACCACAACCACCGCAGCACCGGUCGUGACCAGCUCUUCUUCCACUACCGCCGCGGGAAGCUCUGCCACCACCACCGUCCCCGUUGGCACCGGCGCCGUCUCUCCAUCCCAGCCACCUGCCAUCACCCUCAGCUCCGUUCCUAGCGAAGCCGCUCCAACUUCGCCUUCAGGCUGCGGAAACUGGAACGGCCUUGAUAGCUGCUCCGGAGACAGCGUUUACACUAUCGCCGACUCUUCAGAGAACCGCCGCUGGCAGACUCCCCCUGAGGGCGAUUCCACAUACGUUUCUACUUUCCAGAACUACAGGGACUUGGUUGGAUAUGCUGAUAUCCAGUACAACUCCGGUCGCACUGCUGCUGUGGUUGUCGUCAACGCUGCGAGCAGGACAGGAGAGACCCUGACCUAUAACUUCGGUGGUAACUCGCAGUCCAGCAAUUCCUUCCAGGUUUCUUCUUCUCUUACAUCUACUCUUGCUAUCACCGUCACUUCCGCCAGUGGAAAGAAGCUCGUGCUUGAGCCGUUGAACUUCAUCUGGCAGAAUGCGGCACUGACCGCUGCAUUGAGCACCUUCAGCAACGGACAAAAGGGUGGUAUUGUUGAGUUGUUUGGAUGGCCAUACAAUGAUAUUGCGUCUGAGUGUUCGUUCCUUGGAAAGGCUGGGUACAUGGGUGUCAAGAUUUGGCCCCCCACUGAACACGUCUGGGGAAGCAACUACUACGAGACGGAUAACCAGUUCAGGCCGUGGUACUUUGUUUACCAGCCUGUUUCGUACAGAUUGCACUCUAGAAUGGGAACCAGGGCUGAGUUGAGAGCUAUGAUUCAGGCGUGUAGAACCGCAGGUGUCAGAGUUUACGCCGAUGCUGUGGCGAACCACAUGGUUGGUCAGGGAACUGACAUGCAGAACCACAGAGUUAGUGACUGCAACUUGUACAGCGGCCACAACGCCACUGAUGGCUCCCCAUACUUCACUUCUGGAAACACCUUCCUCAUCAACCCCUUCACCAGCACCCGCCCCACUUUCGAGUUCCCCUCUGUUCCUUACGGUCCCACCGAUUUCCACUGCGAGCGAUCCCUCAGCUCCUGGACCGACGGCAACAUCAUUACCAAGGGAUGGCUUGUUGGUCUCACUGAUUUGAACACCGAGAAGCCAUACGUCCAGGACCGUAUUGCAACCUAUCUUGUCGACCUCAUGUCAAUCGGUUUCUCCGGUUUCCGUAUGGAUGCCGCUAAGCACAUUGGUCCCGCCUCUACAGCCGUAAUCCUCGGCCUUGUCAGGAAAAAACUCGGAGGCUCUAUGCCAGCUGAUUGGAUCACCUGGUUGGAGGUUAUUCUCGGAGGAGAGGCUUCACUCUUGGCUUGUGAUGGCGGAGAGUGGUCGUGGUACACUAACUUUGAUACCAAGUUGAAGGCCGCUGGUCUCAGCGAUGCCGAGGUCGCAAAGGUCAAGAUCUGGAGUUCCGAUUACCCCAAGGAGAUGCCCAUCUGUGGCUCGUGGAUUAUCCCCGCCUCCAGAUUCGCGAUCCAGAAUGAUGACCAUGACCAGCAGAAUGCCGGCUCCUCAUCCCGUGACAUGCAAGACAAGGGCUCCGUCCUCAUCAAGGACAAGGACGCCGCCAAGCACCGCGCCUUCGAGGUCCAGCUCUUCUCCCGCACCGACGCUGACUGGCAGAUCAAGCUCGUCCUCUCCUCAUACAUGUUCAUGGACAACGGCGCCGCCGGCUUCCCCGACGGUCUCUCUGACUGCUCCUUGUACACUGGCUCCCAGAGCACCUCCGGAUGCUUGGGUGUGCCAAAGGAUACCGCCUAUGUGGCUAACGCCUGCUCGUACACUUUGACCGCUGGAAAAUACACCAGAGUGCACAGAGAUAUUGCGAUUAUCAACGCCAUGAGGGCUUGGGUUGGGUUGGGCAGCACCACUGCUGCGGCUUUGGGCACUUGUUAG